CCAUAUUCCGCUACAGUUCGCCUUUAUUAUCAGUUUCAAAUGGGGUGGUUCCAUAAUACCCGCAGUGUUCCAUAAUACCACCUUCUCCUCUACUUUUAAAAUUAAAUUUAUAUGGGAAAAUCUGCAAUUAAAAUGGGAAAAAGCAAACAAUAUCGUCACGAAACUAUUUUUAAUUGGCUCUAAACUGAAAAUGUUCGCGUAACUGGCUCUUGUGGUAUCCAUAUCCUUUGAAGAGGAAACCUUCUACGUUGAUCGAUAAUCAAUCAAUUAAUUGAUUGCUUUUCGAGCAAAUUGAUGACGCCAAAUGGAAUCAUUUUAAUUAUUCUAGUUGAAAUAUCAAGUUGGGAAAUUCAAAUUGUAAGUGACGAAUAGAACAGUCGAUAACACAUCGGUAUAACGAAGUGCCCUAUUUUACAAAAUAUUAUACGGAAAGUCCAUUAGUGUAGAAGAUUACGGACGGCAACGUUAUUAUCGGAAAGUGAAAUAUUUUAACGAAUUCUUGUCAUUUAUUGAAUUUUUUUCUCGAUAACGUCGUCAUUCCUCUUUCCGCCGGCUGCCUAUUUGGUAAAAGUUACGAUUUUGCUCGUCCCAAAAUGUCGUUUAGCCCUCUUUGCGCCCUCGAUCCUUUAAUAAAAGCCGGCAGAAUUUUCGGUUUGCAACUGAUAAGACCCUGCUCCUGCCAUCGUCGCCAUUCCGCCAUUUUUGAUUGCGCCUAUCGCGUCUACGUUUUCCUGGUAGAAGUCCUGUUAUGGAGUAUCGCCGCGAAGCUAGUCGUAGACACCUUACACGAAGAAGUAUUGUGUGCGGGUUGGAGUAGUGUCUACGGUCACGGUGCCCAUAUAGUUAAGAUGACCUUCGUAGUGGUCGAUCUGUACGUCGCCAUUCAGUUUGGCAUCGUGAAGAGAAACGUUUUCAGGUGGACGACUCGUAAAGUCUACCCUAACGAAGAACGUCAUUUCGAAAACAUGGAAAGUAUCGUUUACUUGGGGCUGGUGCAGCUGUUUGUUUGGUUGAUGGUCCUAUCCGUAAACUUGGACUUGAUGCUUAUACCCGCCAUGAAAACCCGAGUCUCCGAUCCGUGGAUUUUGUUGCUGUGCUCUUUGUGGAACGGUUUGUGGCAAAUUUAUACCUUUGGUCAGCUUUUAUUCCUGUUUUUCUUCAUGGCGAUUUUGUUUAAUUUGAUAUUCGAAAGGUUGAAAUAUAUAGAAUACGAAUUAGCAUCGCUGGGUAUAUUCAGCGAGAAGUUGAAGAUACGAUUAGAAGACGUGAUGGACAGACAUCAAGAAAUGUGCGACACGUUUAGGGAAAUUAACAAUUCGUGGAAUAACUUGACGCCCGUUUUGUAUUUGGUUCUGAGUCAUUUGACUUGCUAUUUAUGGUACAUAUUCCUAUUCUCGGAAAUGCCCAACAAAGAAUUGUUAGGAUUUGGUGCCGUGUUUUGUGCAGUCGGUUGCAUCCUCAUCGCUUCUUUGCUAUCUCGCUUCGCAUCUAUGAUUUACAGCAAUUUCAUUCAGAUCGGAAGAUUCUCGUCAUCCGAUCUUCCUAUGGACUUCAAACUAAAGAUUCUAACUUUUAUGAAAAGAUUCGGGACAAUGCCACUCGGCAUAUCAGUUGGAGGCUUCUUCUACGUGAAGAAGCACUUCCUGAUGAAAUUCGCCCACUCUCUCUAUUCCGUCUUCUCUUCCCUUUUGCAACUUAAAGAUAUGACUACAAGAAGGAAAUGUUACGUCACUUCCACAAGAAACGUCACCUCUUUUGAUGUAUUCUUAGAGUUGUAGGGAUGUACGGUCGCACUUAUCGAUUUAUAAAGUGUAAACCAUCCAAUCAAUAGAGAGUACGAUUAAUAAAAAUCGUAACAGAAAUAACGUGACUUUCGGUUUGCAUCGGAAGUUCGUAUUCAGUUAAUUGGGGCCUCAUGCCCUAAUGUUUAGUAUAGAGUACUCGCACUUGUUAUCGGUGCCUUUGUUGCGCUGACCGCCAUGUUUAAACAAAGUAAUUAGAAUGGACACUCCAAAGUACACAAAAGGAGUCUUUUUUCACUGUUUUCUUUGUGUAAUAUUUUAUUUAAUUUUAUUAAACGUUAAAUAUAUUUAAAA
This is a messenger RNA of Centruroides sculpturatus (bark scorpion), 2096 nucleotides long. RefSeq lists its product as uncharacterized. The record is from RefSeq and is a predicted model, not a curated record. The coding region runs from base 594 to 1778 and encodes 394 amino acids. NCBI's taxonomy places the organism in Eukaryota, Metazoa, Arthropoda, Arachnida, Scorpiones, Buthidae. The transcript has 4 exons.